AAGUAUUUUAUUUUAUUCAAAUUGUCAGUGUUGAAAGUAACGCUCUCUAAGCUACUCAUUGUGACAUAUAUUUUUAUAUGCAAAUUUUUUGGGAAUAAAAUUUUUUUGUUGGAUUGCAACUCUGUGCAAUUUUUGUGACUCAAUUGGACAACAGCUGUGGUUUUGUUUUGUGUCAUUUGUUAGAAAAUAAUUGUCUUUGAGAAAAAGGCAAAGAAAAAAAGAAACGAAGUUAGGCUAUGGAAGACGAAAAUUUGUAAAAUCAAACAAUUUGGAUAAUUUGUGUAUUUGCAAAAAAUUAAAAACAAUAUUUGAAUUGAAAUUUUAGUUAAUUGCAGUAUUAGAAAUCACUUCAACAUCGUAUCAUAAACGCCUACAGCGAAAAGGAAAAAAGGACAUUCGCAAUACAAAUAAUUCAUAUACACACAUUUAAUGUGAAUGAUCAUGGAAAAUUUGAGUAAAGAAAUUGAAAAUAAUGCAACGUUUUUAAAAAAGAGUACAGAUACCACUGAACGGUAUGUUUUGAUCCCGAGCACCGGUCCACCACCGGUGGUCAGCUGUGCUUCUGAACCAAAUACAUGGUUGACAACGCAUGUAAAUAAUAAUAACAACUCACAUGGAACGUUAGGACUGAACAAAAAGCUAAGUGAUGAAAAUAUGCAAAAACAAAAUAGUUGGAAUUGUGAAAGUUGUGAAGCAGUGGGCGUAUCCUCGAACUAUAAACACGCCAGUCUGGAUGCCGCAUGUGCCGGUAUAGUUGAAGAUGAGGGUGGAGGUGCGAGUUAUGUCGAUCCGUUGGAAAUAAAGCAAAAUGGUUCUACAGCAUCCUAUACGACACAAAAUGUACGUUCAAUGACUACAAUACCUGAAUUUGUUAUGUCGGAAGAAGCAAAUGAAUAUUAUGCUGGAGGUGCGGCUUCGUUGACACCGCCAUGCACCUCACAUUCGAAUCGUACUUCCAUAAGUAACUCCACCGAAAAUCUUAGUUAUUCUAGUGAUAUAUUCUGUCCUGACGAUUUGAUUUUACUUGAUAAUGGUGACAUCGAAGGUGAAGAGUUAUCACUAAAUUCAGAUGAUUGUGUUUAUGCUUAUCGAGGUGAUGGUUCUGAUUUUGAAUUAGCUAUGGAAGGUGUGUCUAAUAGGCAUGUGGAUGCCGGUUUUGGUGAUGAUGAAACUGAUUUUCUUGAAAUGGAUUAUGAACCCGAUCCAUUAUCAGAAGUUGAAUAUGAUACAAUAGAUCGUAAUCAACGUAAUGAUACAUUACUUGUACAGCGCGAUGCGUGCCACUUAAGUGGGCGUCAUUCAGCAAAUAAUAUGAACUUAAAGGUUUUACCUACGCAUCGUCAACAUUUCAGUUCACCCAUAGAUGAUCUACCACCACCAAAGGCAUUGCAAUCUCAAACAAUGUUAGGAAAGAAUUUCGCACGCAUAUCUCUGCAUUUGGAUCAAAUAAAAGGUGACAGUGGUGAUUCGGAUUGUUACGAAGUGGCACGUAAUGACGGCAUUAGUGUAUUAGGUAAGAGCAAUGUAACAGAUACAACACCUUCAACAGCACAUUCUUUACCCAGUAAUUUAACGGGUAAUUUUGGACGUGAUGCUCUUAAGGAGAAAGAUAUUCAAGCAAGUCCUUCAAAGGUGACAGGAGCUAAACCAAAACGAUUAUCAUCCUCUAUAUCAUCUUCAACAUCUUCCAAGAAUUCUUCGAAAUCACGUAGCUCAUUACGCUCCUUCUUACCAAUACCAAUGGGUAACAAUAGUUUCGAUGAACGAAGUGCAAGUUGUACGGAAUUUCGCUCCGCUGCACUACCAGAUGAUACCUUAUCCACUUGUGUAGCGAAUUGCGAAGAUCUGAGUACCAACGAUGAAACUUGUUUGGACUGUUUAGAGCGUGAAUUUCUUGUCAAUACAAUAGGGAAGGCAAUAGACUCAAAGGAAUGCCCGAAAUGUCGAAAGCGUAAAACUUUAUUGAUAUUACCCAGUUCAUACGUUGAAGCGACAUAUACGAAACAAGGUCGCUGUCGUAGUGGUUCACCGUUAUUAUUUACUGAGGAUAUAUUAUAUAAUAACAAAGUAAAUGAAUUUUUCAACCCAUGCGGCCGAACGGAUUGGUCUACUAAUUAUUUACAUAGUAGUGCUGAUAAAAAAGCUACAAGCAGACAUGAUAUACAUAAUAAGUUAAAGAAUUUAAAUGAGGGUAGUUCAUAUAACCAAAGAAGGACAAAUUGUGAUAAUUAUGGCGGCGAGCAAAUGCUCAAAAAUUUAUUUGUGACUGAAAAGGAAAUUGUGACAAUUUCUACUGUGAAUUUCAAUGAAGAAUCCUUAGUGCAGGCACUGGAUCAACUUCAUAUAACCUAUGACUCUGAGCUGAUUAAAGCUUUUUUUAAAUAUAUUAAAUCAGAUAAUCAACCUAUUAAAACAUACAAGAACAUAAAACAUUACAUAUUGCAUCAAUCAAAGAAGAAUAUGAACCAUCCUAAAUUCAGUCGUCUUAUUCAGAUGGCUACGUUUGAUCAAGUUAAAGUAGAAUAUGUUAAGGACGCCGCUGUAAAGAAAGCUGAGAUGACAUCAAUAAGUGUUUUUGAAGUACUACAGCAAUGGUGUAUAAACAAAAAUAUCGAAGUUCUGCGUAAAAUGGAAAGACGUUUUGUAGAUGCAAAUGUCUUGGGUAAAGUUGCUAAUCUCAUUCGGCAGAAUAUGAGAUCUUUUCGGGAUAUACCUAGUUACAUUAACAUCCCACAGUAUUAUGAUCCCGGUUAUUUAAAAAUAACCAAAUUGUGUUAAUAAAAAGUUAAUAUUUAAAUUAAGUCCAUAAUGUAAUCUCACCUCCCAAAAUUGGUAACAUAAAAAAAUUUAAUAUGUGAAUUAAUUAAUGUUAUUUCUUUUGGUAGACAUUAAAAACACAUCUAAUUGAUCAAUGCAAAAUUGUUUAUGUUUAAAUAAGUAAUAAUUUAACAUAGUGAAUAAAAUAGAAUUAUGAAAAUGAAUAUCAUAUUGAUGUUAGUUAUUAUAGAGAAAACACACAAAUAACCAAUGUUCAGCUGAGACAAUUACUGCAUUCUGAACAUUGUGUUGUAUCACAAUAGCAAAUUAAAUAAAUAAAUCUGUUGACGCAUAUAAAAACUCUCAGUAAACACUUUCAUGCUGGGAACAAAUACUCUCAAUAAAUAUUUAUGCAAUCCACACAUGUUAUACUAUAUACAUAUUUGUAUAUUUUAA
This is a messenger RNA of Teleopsis dalmanni, 3213 nucleotides long. RefSeq lists its product as uncharacterized. The transcript is spliced from 7 exons. NCBI's taxonomy places the organism in Eukaryota, Metazoa, Arthropoda, Insecta, Diptera, Diopsidae. Bases 436 to 2778 code for a protein of 780 amino acids. The record is from RefSeq and is a predicted model, not a curated record.